This is a messenger RNA of Dromiciops gliroides (monito del monte), 1725 nucleotides long. It is a transcript of the gene TOM1L1, whose product is annotated as target of myb1 like 1 membrane trafficking protein. Lineage: Eukaryota; Metazoa; Chordata; Mammalia; Microbiotheria; Microbiotheriidae. Gene Ontology annotation, molecular function: ubiquitin binding; phosphatidylinositol binding; clathrin binding. The coding region runs from base 98 to 1537 and encodes 479 amino acids. The record is from RefSeq and is a predicted model, not a curated record. Gene Ontology annotation, biological process: signal transduction. Gene Ontology annotation, cellular component: membrane; endosome. The transcript has 16 exons.
GGAGGAGGAGGAGGAGGAGAAGAAAGAGGAGUAGAAGAGAAGGACCAGGAGGAGGGGGCGUAGGCGGAUUUCCUGGGUCUGGCUUGGAGGGUUAACCAUGGCGUUUGGGAAGAGCCACAAAGAUCCCUUCGGGACUUCAGUGGGCCACCUGAUAGAAAAGGCUACAUUUGCAGGCGCUCAGACUGAAGACUGGGGCCAGUUCAUGCACAUCUGUGACAUGAUUAUCACCUGCAAAGAUGGGCCAAAAGAGGCAGUAAGAGCUUUGAAGAAGAGGAUUUCUAAAAACUGUAAUCACAAGGAGAUCCAACUUACCUUAUCGCUUAUUGACAUGUGCAUGCAGAACUGUGGUCCAAGUUUCCAGGCCUUGAUUGUGAAGAGGGACUUCAUUAAAGAUCACCUAGUUAAGCUGCUGAGUCCCAGAUACAACUUGCCUUUAGACAUACAGAAUAAGAUCUUGAGCUUCAUCAUGACAUGGUCACGGGGUUUCCAUGGAGGUGUGGAUGUGAGUGAAGUCAAGGAAAUCUACCUAGAGCUGCUCAAGAAAGGAGUUCAGUUUCCAUCUUCAGAGACAGAGGCUGAAGCAGAGAGGCAAAUGGCCUUGUCUCCGAGCAUAACUAAGCCACCCCCAUUUGUUCCAUCCACAUCAGUAUGUUCAUCUGCAGCUGCUCCCAAGGCCCCAACUAUUUUGCUGGUUGCCGAACAGAUUGCAAAAUUGCACAGUGAAGUGGAUAUGGUGAAAAUGAAUGUGAAAGUAAUGUCAGCCAUAUUGAUGGAGAAUACACCUGGAUCAGAAAAUCAGGAAGAUAUGGAACUCUUAGAGAAAUUGUAUAAGACUGGUAGGGACAUGCAAAUCAGGCUCAUGGACCUGCUGGAGGUGGUAGAGAAUGAGGAUAUAACAAUGGAGCUCAUUCAAGUGAAUAUGGAUUUGAAUCAAGCCCUCCUUGGAUAUGAGAGGUUUUCUCGAAAUCAGAAACGAUUCCAGGAACAAAAUCAGAGCCACAAGGAAGCCCAGAAGAAUAACUGUGAGCCUUCUGCCCCGUCCUGUGAUUUACUUGACUUAAGUCCCGGUCCAAGCUCUCUGACUUCUGGCUUGCCAUUGGAAGGAGUCCAUGCCAUGAGUUCUCAAUUUUCUGGCUUAAAUGUUAGCGUUCCACAUGCCACUGAUGCCAACCACUCAAAUCCUUUCCAGCUUCACUCACAACUGGAUUUACUGGCCUCAGAGAAUCCAGAAAUAUCCUUGUUUCCACAAAGGACAGAUCAAAGAAUUUCCUCGGGUCAUCCAUCUGACAAUUUCUUAACCCAUUUAAAUCCAAUCCUGAUGCAGCCAGUGAACCUUCAGGCUGGCCAUGCUGGACCUUCAAACCACAGGCCCCCAGCUUCAUCCAGCAACCAACAAGCAGAGAAUGAUCUUCAGCCACCCAAUUACUAUGAGGUAAUGGAGUUUGAUCCUUUGGCUCCAGAUGCCACUACAGAAGCUAUUUAUGAAGAAAUUGAUGCUAAAUGCUUUAAACCAAUGCAGAAUCAUACAAACAGUUGAAAGAUGCUUUUAGAGAAAUCCAUCAUCAUACCCUGAGAUACAGUAGAUGAAAACUAUUUUAUUACUUCUUGAAUAAAUCAUAAAAUAUUUGAUAAAUUGGAGUUAUAAUUCAGGAAAAAAGAUUAUUUAAGUGCCUUCACAAUUAAAAUUGAAUGUAAAAAUAAUUUUGCACUUCUGAAGAUAUUUUU